This is a messenger RNA of Ostreobium quekettii, 678 nucleotides long. The record is from the annotation of a GenBank genome assembly. Lineage: Eukaryota; Viridiplantae; Chlorophyta; Ulvophyceae; Bryopsidales; Ostreobiaceae.
AUGGCGGAGUCGAAUGGGGCGCCGCAGAAGCGGUUCCUCUACAUCACAGUGCAGGAGGCCUCGGGGAAGAGCAAAGACCAGGAGGUGCUGUGGGAGCCGUCCUUCACGGAGGGGUUCGUCAGAGUGGAAGUGAGGGGUGGAGUGAAGACCAUCAAGGCCAGCACUAUGACCCAGAGUGUGCAGAAUUUGUCGAUUUCGUGGAAACAAGAGUUGCGAGUCGAGGUGACCGAUGACUCGAAAGAGCUGCGCAUAAUGCUGUGCAAGGAGAGGCCCAGGGAUGCGUCGACUGGAGCGCAGCGGCGCAACACAGCUAUUCUGGCGGCAUGUGGAAUCUAUGUCAAGGAUGUCCUUGAGGCUGUCCCCAUCGACAAGUACUUUGAGCUAUUCAAGCCGAGCACAGCUGACAGCCAGGAGCGCGCUCUGGGUGGCUUUAUUCGUGUGACACUCCGGGGAACAAGCGCCAACCAAGGCCGGAUACCCCCUGACCCUGCUCGCAAACCUGCUGGAUUAUCUGCUGAUGUGGCAGCUGCUGUUCAAGGCCGGAUCCAACAGCAAGCAUCAUCAGGGGCGCCACAGCAAGGGGGAGGCGGGGGCAAACGCAUCGGUCGCAUCAUAUUGCUCUGCGGCGUGGCAGCUGCGAUAGCCGUCAUCAAGACACUGCAGUCCAGGAAGAAGUGA